AUGGAUAUCGAUCUCGAAGAACAAAGCUUUUCGCUCGACGAUUCAGGAAGAAAGGUACCAUCAAUCUCUCCACCUACCUCUGAACCUAUCACGCUGGAGGUUAAUCCAUCAGAACAUUCAGAAGCUAAGCUAAUGGAUUCAAGAGUUCAACCAGAGAAGGAAGCUUUAGAAUCGAAUUUGAUUGAUGAUAUUGAUGCAAAUGGGUAUUUAGUUGUACAUAGUGAUUCAGAUGUUGAAGUAGAGAAUAUAAAAGACUUCGACAUGGAUUUUGAGUUUGAGAAAGAAGUAAAUGAUGAUGUGAUCGGGCAGGUUUUUGAUACUCUUGGUGACGCAUAUGAUUUCUACAAUCGCUAUGCAUUUGUACAUGGGUUUGGAAUACGUAUUCGUUCGACUUUUAAGGAUAAGACAACAAAUGAACCUUAUAGAAGGAAAUAUGUAUGCAACAAAGAGGGGUUUAAAGAUUUAAAGCGUGAUAGUUCUAAAGGAGAUGUCAAACGUCGUAGGGAAUUAAGGACCGGAUGUUAA
Molecule: messenger RNA, 525 nt
Organism: Helianthus annuus (common sunflower)
Lineage: Eukaryota; Viridiplantae; Streptophyta; Magnoliopsida; Asterales; Asteraceae
Product: protein FAR1-RELATED SEQUENCE 8-like
Exons: 2
Coding region: 1-525 (174 amino acids)
Source: RefSeq, a predicted model, not a curated record